ACUGUGCUUUGCCGAGCUUGGCACGAUGAUCACGAAGUCUGGGGGAGAAUAUCCUUACCUUAUGGAGGCAUUUGGCCCAAUUCCAGCAUUCCUGUUUUCUUGGACAAGCUUACUGGUCACAAAACCCAGUUCCUUUGCAAUCAUCUGCCUCAGCUUUGCAGAAUACGCAUCAGCUCCAUUUUAUCCGGGCUGUGAUCCGCCCCAGGUUGUCAUCAAGUGCCUUGCAGCAGCUGCCAUUGUGGUAAUUACAAUAGUGAAUGCCCUGAGUGUGAAGCUGGGAAGUUACCUCCAGAACUUCCUCACGGCUGCUAAAAUGAUCAUUGUCGCGAUCAUUAUUGUAAGUGGAAUUGUUCUCCUCGCACAAGGCAAAACUGAGAACUUCAAAGAUUCUUUCAAGGACAGUAAGAUUUCUGUUAGCUCCAUCAGUUUGGCAUUUUAUAAUGGACUCUGGGCAUACGAUGGAUGGAAUCAACUAAAUUACAUCACAGAGGAACUAAAAAAUCCUUACAGAAACCUACCGCUCUCUAUAAUUAUUGGGAUCCCCUUGGUUACAGUUUGUUACGUUCUGAUAAACAUUUCCUAUUUCACCGUAAUGACCUCAACAGAGCUCCUGCAGUCCCAGGCAGUUGCUGUGACAUUUGGAGACAGAGUCCUUUAUCCAGCCUCGUGGAUAGUUCCUCUCUUUGUGGUGUUUUCUACCAUCGGAUCUGCCAAUGGGACCUGUUUCACUGCAGGCAGACUCGUUUACGUUGCGGGCCGUGAAGGGCACAUGCUGGAGGUGCUGUCCUACAUCAGUGUCAAGCGGCUGACACCAGCUCCUGCCAUCAUAUUUUAUGUGA
Molecule: messenger RNA, 839 nt
Organism: Acanthisitta chloris (rifleman)
Lineage: Eukaryota; Metazoa; Chordata; Aves; Passeriformes; Acanthisittidae
Gene: SLC7A9
Product: solute carrier family 7 (amino acid transporter light chain, bo,+ system), member 9
Exons: 7
Biological process (GO): amino acid transmembrane transport
Cellular component (GO): membrane
Molecular function (GO): L-amino acid transmembrane transporter activity
Source: RefSeq, a predicted model, not a curated record